Aspergillus luchuensis is the source of this 2607-nucleotide messenger RNA. RefSeq lists its product as uncharacterized. Gene Ontology annotation, molecular function: fatty acid synthase activity; oxidoreductase activity; zinc ion binding. The record is from RefSeq and is a predicted model, not a curated record. The transcript is spliced from 5 exons. Gene Ontology annotation, biological process: secondary metabolite biosynthetic process; fatty acid biosynthetic process. The coding region runs from base 1 to 2607 and encodes 868 amino acids. NCBI's taxonomy places the organism in Eukaryota, Fungi, Ascomycota, Eurotiomycetes, Eurotiales, Aspergillaceae.
AUGAACGAGUGUGAAAUGGCACUGCUGAAAAUCAUCACAGAUCGUGUAGCCAAGAUUGUAUGGGUCGUCAAUGGCGGUUAUAUCGAUGGAGAAAACCCCGACUUCGCGCCGGUUUUAGGGCUCUCCCGUGCGCUGAUGCUCGAACAGCCUUCACUUCAAUUCGCGGUUUUAGAUAUGGACGAUGAAUCAGCAUCGUCUGAAGAAACCCUGGGUAGCAUCAUCAAUGUAUUGGAUCGAUUGAUCCAUGAAAAAGAGCCGGACUUCGAAUUCGCGCAACGAGAUGGCGUCCUUCAUAUAUCGCGCUGGGAACCAGAUGAGCGUCUGAAUGAAACCUUCCGCCUCAAGCAGAACAACGGAACCAUGGAUCUUUCCUUAGCAAUUGCCGGACGAUGCAAAUUAGAUAUCAAGGACCCGGGGCACAUGGACACGAUCCAUUUCGUACAGGAAGACUAUUCAACCUCCUUGCAUCCGGAUUAUGUGGGGGUCAGCGUGAAGAGUGUGGGUAUAAACGCAAAGGAUCUGUAUGCCAUCAGCGCGAAGGUUGACACCAAGGAUGCAACAUGUUCGUGUGAAUGUGCCGGUGUCAUCACAGCAGUGGGCGACAAUGUGUCGGAGUUCAAGAUUGGUGAUCGUGUAGUUGCAAUGGCACCCAGUCAUUUUGCAACCGUUGAGUGCUUUCCAGAAUGGGCAGUGUUGAAAUUGCGCGAUGAAGAGGACUUCAAAAUAGCCUCCACAAUUCCGCUGGUAUUUUCAACGGUCAUAUAUGCACUGCAUCAUCGGGCGCAUUUGCAGCCAGGAGAGUCCGUUCUUGUUCAUUCCGCUGCUGGGGGUGUUGGAAUGGCAGCGAUCCAGUACGCGAAGCAUCUUGGAGCCAAGAUCUUUGCCACCGUCGGAACUGAAACUAAAAAGUCAUUUCUCGCGGAAAAGUAUGGUUUAGAUCCAACCCAUAUCUUCAGCUCUCGGAAUUCAUCCUUCCUUCCCGCCAUCAUGGAAGCCACAUCUGGUCAAGGAGUUGACGUAGUAUUGAACUCCCUGACUGGCGACCUUCUGCGCAGCAGCUUUGAAGCAUGUGCCGACUUUGGCCGCUUCAUCGACAUUGGGAACCGUGACAUCCUUGAUCAUGGCCUCCUGGAUAUGUCCACGUUCGGUCGCAACGUCUCUUUCAUAGCCUUUGAUCUAUCCCAUCUCUAUCUCUCGAAGAACCAUACCCAUCACAGACUUUGGAAGACCCUACUCACAGAGAGUCUUCAAUUAAUGAGAGCCAAGGUCUGUGAGCCUUGUUUCCCGAUCAAGACAUUCGAAGCGUCAAAUAUCACCGAUGCAUUCAGGCACUUCUCCUUAGGCACACGGCUGGGCAAAGUAACUGUGUCAUUCCAAGAUCCCAACACCAAGAUCAGGGUCAUCCCGAAGAAGUAUGAAACAGCCUUUAUUGCCCAGAAGUCUUAUCUCAUGAUCGGGGGCCUGGGCGGGCUAGGUCGCAGUAUAUCCAAAUGGAUGAUAUCUUGCGGUGCUCGACGGUUCAUAUUUCUCAGUCGUUCGGGUACUGACAAACCCGAGGCGAAGGACUUGGUUGAUGAUCUACAAGCGCAAGGGGCCCAUAUCAUAGUAAUCCGGGGCGAUGUUUGCCGCUGUGAGGAUGUCGAACGGGCGGUGGCAGCGGCAGAUUGCCCUAUUGGAGGCGUGAUCCAGGCGACUAUGGUACUCAACGAGGCUAUAUGGAGUGAUAUGCCACAUAAUGCAUGGUACACUACUAUGGGCCCCAAGGUGCGGGGGACUUGGAAUCUUCAUAAUGUGCUGAGGAAAAAGGGUCGAGACUCCCAGCUGGACUUUUUCGUCAUGACUUCAUCUAUCUCGGGGACCAUAGGCACCGCAACUGAAAGCAACUACUGUGCAGCCAACUCAAUUCUGGACGCUUUCGCUCGUUAUCGCAACCACCUCGGACUGCCGGCCAUUUCUAUAGGCUACGGAAUGAUUUCAGAAGUAGGAUACUUGCACGAGCACGCAGACAUCGAAGCGCUCAUGAAGCGUGCAGGCGUCCACCCCAUCAACGAAAACGAACUAAUCCAGAUUAUGAAUCUGGCUCUCGUUAACCAAAGGCCAUGUACAUGGGACCCUCGAUACGAUCACCUGGCAGGAAGCCACAUUCUCACCGGUGUGGAAUUCACCAGUCUCCAGGAGCAGCGGGAACGAGGAUUCGAGGGUGAUAACCAUGUCCUUGCUGAUCCUCGCGCGGCAUUGUUCACUGCGUCCUUUGCCCGCGGCGCCGCGGGCGAGGGCAAAAGCGAAACACAGAAUGCGGCGGCGCAACUCCCUGGGGAUAUUGCACGGGCGCUACGCGAUAACCAGAAUAUGGAGUCUUGUCUUGAUGCACUUCGGGCUGUUGUGUCGAAGAAAAUUUCAAAUCUUAUUCUUCUGCCAGAGAAUGACCUGAAAGCGGAUCAGCCUCUGGGUGACUCUGGCUUGGAUUCUAUGCUAGCUGCUGAGUUUCGGACCUUUGUUUUCCGCAUGUUUGAGGUUGACAUUCCAUUUGUUGUGCUUUUGAAGAGGAGUACUACGGUUAAUCAUCUGGUUGAUAUAAUUGCCCAGGGUCUGCGAGCGAGUGCUUAG